AUGAUUAUCUACAGAGACCUGAUUUCUGGUGAGCAUUAUCAUAAAGUAGAGGAGAGCGGAAGAGAGGGUGACGAAUUUGCCUCUGAUGCUUAUCCGAUAAAGGAGGUCGACGGUUUCAGUUAUGAAAUUGACUGUCAGAUGAUAACUAUUAAAGAAGGAGAUGUUGACAUUGGUGCUAAUCCUUCUGCAGAAGAACAGGCAGAGGAGCUUGACGACACCACAGAAAGAGUGAAUAAUGUUGUCCAUUCAUUUCGCUUACAAUCAACGAGCUUUGAUAAGAAAUCAUACAUGACAUAUAUAAAAGGCUAUUUGAAGGCUCUCAAGGCUCGUCUACAAAAAGCGGGAAAGAGCGAUGAAGAGGUGUCCGCGUUUGAGAAAGCGGCACAGGUCCACUUUAAGAAAAUUAUUGGGAAUUUUAAAGAUUGGGAAUUCUAUACCGGUGAAAGCAUGAAUCCAGACGGCAUGGUUGCUUUGUUAAACUAUCGCGAAGAUGGUAUUACACCUUAUUUCGUAUUGAUAAAGGAUGGCUUGGAAGAAUAUAAAGUGGUAAUUAACAGUGAUAUAAUAGACAAAUCCGAUCCGCUUACGACAAUGCCCGUCGAUAAUAUAGAAGAUUAUACGAAAAUGAUUUGGUUCCGUACAAACUGGAUUAUUUAUUAA
This is a messenger RNA of Paraglomus occultum, 660 nucleotides long. The record is from the annotation of a GenBank genome assembly. Lineage: Eukaryota; Fungi; Glomeromycota; Glomeromycetes; Paraglomerales; Paraglomeraceae.